Maniola jurtina (meadow brown) is the source of this 1377-nucleotide messenger RNA. Its product is annotated as sodium channel protein Nach-like. The transcript is spliced from 10 exons. The record is from RefSeq and is a predicted model, not a curated record. Gene Ontology annotation, molecular function: ligand-gated sodium channel activity. The coding region runs from base 1 to 1377 and encodes 458 amino acids. Lineage: Eukaryota; Metazoa; Arthropoda; Insecta; Lepidoptera; Nymphalidae. Gene Ontology annotation, biological process: sodium ion transmembrane transport. Gene Ontology annotation, cellular component: membrane.
AUGUAUUUACAAAGCGUGUUAAAAAGUUCAACGACGCACGGGCUGCCCUACAUCGUAGAUAAUCGCUUACAUUAUUUAGAGAAGGCUUUUUGGAUUGUUAAUAUCGUUGUUUGUUUUACUAUAAUGAUUGCAUUACUAACUCUGCAAUACCUAAGAUUUGUCGCUGCGCCAACUGUUAUGAUUGUAGAACGAAACUAUUUUGAUUGGAAUAUUACUUACCCCGCUAUAACACUUUGUCCACUUUACAAACCUGAUGUUAUAAAAUUGGGGAAAUUGAUCAACGAUACCAGUGAAAAAACAGAAUUAAACGUGAAAGGUUAUGUGUGGGCGAUAGCUCAAGCUGCUUUGGAUACUCUCGAUUUUUUGGAUUUAGAUCCUCCGAAUGAAUUUCAGCUGUUAAUCGAUCCAAAAAAUUACGCGAAAGUGGCGGCUUCGCUGUUCCGAGAUUUCGAAGAAGAUUGGCUGGCCAGUAAGGCCAACAAAGCACUCUCUGUGAAUGCUGCCAUGACUGAGAUGGGAAUGUGCCAUGUAAUUAAUUCCAAUGUCGCUAUCUUUGACAACCCUCACAAUUGGAAUAGCGCAGCUAUCGCAGCCGAAACUUACUUAAAGAAAAAUAUUGAUCUCUCUAUAUUUGAAGCAGACUUCUUUACUUUGAUAACAAAUUAUGAGUCCGUUUAUAAGGUGUUUAUCCAUGGCCCCGAUGAAGUCACGAUGACUACUGGGUCCUCGUUCAUCUUCGACGUAGAGGGUUUCAUAUCCUUCGGUUUGUCAGUAUGGAGCACAAGAAUAUCGGAAGGAUUGCGUAACAAAUCACUACGAUUACGGAAAUGCCGAUUCACUCAUGAACCAAUAAGCAAGCGAUACCCAGUCUAUUCAUUCAACCAUUGCAUAUUGGAGUGUAGAAUCAAAAUGAUACUGAGGAUAUGUGGAUGUAUUCCCCAUUUCUAUAAACCUUUGAAUAAUGAACGUGUAUGUUACAUAUCAGAGCUAAAAUGCGUUCUGAAACAUAGACGAGAAAUAAUUACUUUGAAAACCUCAGAAGAAACUUACAAAAAGUUUUAUAAUACCAAGGACCUCCCGAAGAUAUCCCGAGAUUGUGGUUGUCUAAACAGCUGUGAACUCGAUCUGUAUUAUAAAGACAAUGAAGACUUUUUACCGGGAAAAGGACUGAAUAAAUUAAAAAUCAAAAUCACGUCGUUUCCUAAGGUCCGGGUAGUACGGGAUGUCAUCUUCAGCCUUUAUGAUAUUGUGUUAAAGAGUGGCGGUGUGAUGAAUCUGUGCAUCGGUAGCUCGCUAAUUUCUUUAGUAGAAUUCCUAUUAGAAAUCGUUAAGUUUAUUCUAUAUUUUCCAUUAAAAGCAUUCAAAUCAAUUUAUUAA